CCCCCUAGUGAUCGGCGCUACCAGCCUUUGAGGCCUGGGAGCUAGUGCCGACAGCUGCCGGGCGCAGUUACAGUCUUAGCGCCGACGGGAGCUGGUCGCCCCGUCACCAUUCCUCCUCCGCACCCCCGCACCCUCGGAUAUGGUGGCCCCCGGCUCUGUGACCAGCCGGCUGGGCUCGGUGUUCCCCUUCCUGCUCGUCCUGGUGGACCUGCAGUACGAAGGUGCUGAAUGUGGAGUAAAUGCUGAUGUUGAGAAACAUCUUGAAUUGGGAAAGAAAUUACUUGCAGCUGGACAGCUAGCUGAUGCCUUAUCUCAGUUUCAUGCUGCAGUAGAUGGUGAUCCUGAAAACUAUAUUGCUUACUAUCGGAGAGCUACUGUCUUUUUAGCUAUGGGCAAAUCAAAAGCUGCACUUCCUGAUUUAACUAAAGUGAUUGAAUUGAAGAUGGAUUUCACAGCAGCAAGAUUACAGAGAGGUCACUUAUUACUUAAGCAAGGAAAACUUGAUGAAGCAGAAGAUGACUUUAAAAAAGUGCUCAAAUCGAAUCCAAGUGAAAACGAAGAGAAGGAAGCCCAGUCCCAACUUAUAAAAUCUGAUGAAAUGCAACGCUUGCGUUCACAAGCACUUUAUGCUUUUGAGGAUGCAGAUUAUACUGCUGCUAUAACCUUCCUUGAUAAGAUUUUAGAGGUUUGUGUUUGGGAUGCAGAACUACGAGAACUUCGAGCUGAAUGUUUUAUAAGAGAAGGGGAACCUAGGAAAGCUAUAAGCGACUUAAAAGCUGCAUCCAAAUUGAAGAACGAUAAUACUGAGGCCUUUUAUAAAAUCAGCAAACUGUACUACCAGCUAGGAGACCAUGAACUGUCCCUGAGUGAAGUUCGUGAAUGUCUUAAACUUGACCAGGAUCAUAAAAGGUGUUUUGCACAUUAUAAACAAGUAAAAAAACUUAAUAAGCUGAUUGAGUCAGCUGAAGAGCUCAUCAGAGAUGGCAGAUACACAGAUGCAACCAGCAAAUAUGAAUCUGUAAUGAAAACAGAGCCAAGUGUUUCAGAAUAUACAGUUCGAUCAAAAGAAAGGAUUUGCCACUGCUUUUCUAAGGAUGAGAAGCCUGUUGAAGCUAUUAGAAUAUGUUCUGAAGUUUUACAGAUGGAACCUGACAAUGUGAAUGCUCUGAAGGAUCGAGCAGAGGCUUAUUUAGUAGAAGAAAUGUAUGAUGAAGCUAUUCAGGAUUAUGAAACUGCUCAGGAGCACAAUGAAAAUGAUCAACAGAUUCGGGAAGGGCUAGAGAAAGCACAAAGAUUAUUGAAACAGUCACAGAAAAGAGAUUAUUACAAAAUCUUGGGAGUAAAAAGAAAUGCCAAAAAGCAAGAAAUCAUCAAAGCAUACCGAAAAUUAGCACUGCAAUGGCAUCCAGAUAAUUUCCAAGAUGAAGAAGAAAAGAAAAAAGCGGAGAAAAAGUUCAUUGACAUAGCAGCUGCUAAAGAAGUCCUCUCUGAUCCAGAAAUGAGGAAAAAGUUUGACGAUGGAGAAGAUCCUCUGGAUGCAGAGAGCCAACAAGGAGGUGGUGGCAACCCUUUCCACAGAAGCUGGAACUCAUGGCAAGGGUUUAAUCCCUUCAGCUCAGGCGGACCAUUUAGAUUUAAAUUUCACUUCAAUUAAACCAACUAUUUUUCUGCUCUUCUUCCUGAAUUUUUUUAAAGAUUAAAAACAAACCUUACUUCAGGAUCCUAAUGAAAAAAAUUUUCAAAUCUUUCUGUUGUCCAUAACCAAAGAGUUGUUUUAAUAGUAAAACUCUGUUCUUACCCAUUUUAGACUUAUGGUUGAAGGGUUUGUGAGGGCAGAAAGGCAAGGAACGUUCUAUUUCUGACAAGGCAGCCUGUAUACAUUUCAUGAAGGCCUAGAAGAAAUGGUCUGAGGCUGGCUCAUCUGUGGAAGUGCUCAUGCAUUUUAUAUUUUUCUGCACUGGAGCAUGUAGAAAUUAUUGUCUUCACAGCCUUGCAUAGUAUCUCUGUGCCUACAUGUGUAAAAGGAAGCUGUAAUCUUCAUGAGGAUGGGUUGUGGUUCAGUAUUCUUAAAGAGAAUGUUAACAUUUUGAGCUGUAUGUUCUUUGGGACAACUUUGUUUAGAUCUUGGUCAUUCCAGUCAUUUGCUCUGUUCUAUUACUGAGCCUCCUUUAAUCUGCAUAUGAUUCAAUGUUUCUUUACUUGGAUUAAUUUGGCAGUCAUUAAAGAAGGGUGAGUGGCUAUCUUUUAGAAAACCUGCUACCAAAUGGUUAGUUGAAAAUGGCCAGGUUUGGAUUGGUGUUAAUAUACAUAUUUUAUGCUUUUCUGUUCAGUACCUAGAGGAAAAUACUGAGAACCACCAAAGUAGAAUUUAUUUGUAAGAAAUUUGGGGCCUUUCGUUUAAUAUUAAGUAUAACAAAUUAACUAAAGAUAUGUAAAAUCAUUCUAGGUAAUAUAGCAGUUGUAUUAUUUAAAAUAAUAUUGCUGACGUACAGAUUGAAAUACUUUUAAAUACCAGAAAUCCUCACUUGUUUUACAGAAUUUCCUACAACAAGAGUGGCUCAGAAAUGUAAAGUUACUCAGUCAUCAUUAAACACUGAGUGCCCAGUGUUUCACACUCUUAAUAAAUACAGUAGGGCAGCUUCUUUUUCUCUCUCUUAUAUCCAGGUCUGAGCCCCUGGGACUGUAGUGACUCCCACACAGCACUUGUUGGCUGAUGGAUGUUAAAGAGGAUAAGCUCCUUUUAACAGCUUUUAAGAGGAUCAGACCUUGAUGCUUCUCUGUCUUCUCAUGCCUACAAAACAAAAACAAAAAAAAACCCAGGCUUGCAAACCUAGUCACCCCUGGCUAUUUCCCAUUAUCAUUUCAUUUAAUAAGAUGGCAUCAUCUCUUGGGAUACCUUUUUCUUGACUUUUAAGAAAUUAACUUUCCAGUCUUGGUAUGCUGGAUAAUUUUUUGCCCUAAAAAAAUGAGUGUUCUCUUUAAUCAAGAACACUGAAUCUUUAUGGAACUGUUAAUAUUGCAUUUAAAAUCUAAGAGAAUUACUUUAGGUAAGAAUCAUUAUCUUUAUUCUGGAUAGGUCUUUGUUUUGGCUUUAUAGCAUUUUGAAACUUUUUAAGCAGCAAAGGGUCUAAUACAUAUAUAUUUUUUUCAUGAAAUCAAGCAUUUUAAAUUAAUUGUAGAGGCAUCCUGACCACUAAUGUCCACAGCAGCCAAGCACAAAUCUUUUUCUUCUGUAGUCUCCUAAAACAUAUGUGAAAAAUAUUUUUAACUGAGGGACAGAAGUCACAUACUUGAGUUGCGCAAAACACAAGUAUAUUUUGCUCUAUUUAGAAGUCUGUUUAUUACCAAUAAACUUAACAUUGCAGUUUGAAAGCUAGUGAACAACUUGCAGCUUUCAGUUUGUUUUAAUGUCCCAAAAUGCAAGCCUUAACAUAAUUUCCCAGGUAAAAUCAUUUUUGUCUAUUCUUUAAUCUUAGUAAUCUUAGUUAUAUCAGUAUACUGUUUUACAAUCUGGUUCCUUGGUAUAUGAUGUUGCUGUGACCCCUUUGAAAUAUAGUGAUGGCCUCUGCUUUCAGUAGUAAGAUUUUUCACAUGGAAUCAGGACAUAGAAUGUAUCAAAUCACUUUCCCUUCAGUUUGGAGGAGAGGAUGAAAACUGCCAAUAAUGAGAUAGAAGGUUUUUCGGAAUUGUUGAGGGCUAGAUUACAUUGGAGAGGUGUUUCUUGGGCAGCUGCCUACCAACCUGCUUGCUGCCUGAUGGCUGUUUUUAUUUUAUUUUUUUCCUCCACUUAUAACAACCAUAAUCCCUGUUUUGAAAGUCUCAACAUGGCUUAUUAUUAAUUUAAUCAUAACUGAUUUGUAAAGAGAGUUAACUUGCCUGUUUUCACUGGAGAGAAGAUAAGACUAUAUUUGGCAUUUGCUAUGCCAAAUGCCAGUUCUACUGAAGGAAAUGAGUUCUCUGGAGUCUCUUGUUUUGCUAAUUAAUGAAGAAAAUAACAACUCUUUAAGUUCCAGCCUUGAUGGCCAUCGACAGUCUUCUGGUGUCUACCUAAACGGAAAGAUGGUGCCUUCCUUAAACAGUGAUGAAGAAAAAUCCUCCUUGUGUAAAUGGAUAGUUGUUCCUCCUACUUGCUGUUAAAAGCUGUCAUUAUGCAAUGGGAAAGCAUAUUACUUAAAAAUCAUUUUUUUUUUUUGUCCACUUCCACUUUGCAGUCCUUUUUUGAGGAUUGCAGCUAUCAAGGGACCUCUGUGCCUCUUUCAGGAAAAGUACAAGUCAAAAAGAGGUAGCCUGUCCUUAGCUAUAUUAUAUUCGGUUGUUAAACUACUCUGUUUUUGGUGAGUUCUGCAAGUGGUAAGUAUAACUGAUCUGUACAUUGUGGAUAUUUUCCACAGUAAGAAGUAUUAAACACAUCAGCCUAUAAAUAUUGUGAAAAAAAAUUCUAAAAAAGGGAGCCUAAUUCACUUCCCAAUUCUAAAAGUUUGUGCUUUCUUACUAUGAAUAAAUGAAAACUUGAAAAUAACUUUGAUAGUUUACUUAUGUAAAUUGGAUGUAACAUAAUAUUAAAUUUAAAACAUGUUUCUUUUUAUUCAGUAUUAAAAGUCUAUUUUUAAACAGUAUGAAACCAGAAAUUUUUGGACUCUAAUAAUGGAAUCUCAAAACUACCUGUGGCUCUUUUAAGGAAAAAAUAUCUGGCUUUUUUUUCCUACUGUGCUGAUGGUAAUAGAGUCACAAUUUGAAAUUGAACCCAUUUUCUAUUCAUGGUGGGAAAUGAAAAAUUUCACCUUUAAAGACAUGACAUUGGUCAAAAGUUGUAUUUGAUAUUUACCAGGAAGGAAGGUUCAUAAGAUACUUAAAUUAAAAAAAUCAGUCAUAUUUGUGUUAGAGCAGACUGCCUUACUGGUAUAGGGCACUGUUGACUGACUUUGCAAAAAGAUUUCAUUGAGUACACAUCAAGGGUAACCUAGAGGAAUUCAUGCAACUUUGUUGACUGUAGUUUACUUUUCUAUAUUUACAAAGGAAGAAAGAAGGCAGAUGCUAAUUUGUAAAAACUAAAAAUCCUUAUUCUAAAUCAGAUCAUUCCUUUUUUGUUAGUUGCAGAGUAUAUUCUGUAAUUUCAAAUGAUGGUGGGUGUAAUUUUUUUUUUUUUUUAAUAGAUGAUCCAUUUGCUUAAUGACUUAAGAGUAAAAUUAGCCACUGCGUGGCUUUGUGUAUAGUAACAGGUUUUGUUGCACUUGUCUGUAGUUGAGCCUUCUGCCUGCAGUGGGAAGCAGAGAUUGGAGAAGGUAAAAAUUGGAGAUGUUUGCUAAGUUAACAUACUACUUGUAUUGUAAAUGUCUAGUGUGUUUUGAAUGAGACAAGAUUAAGUAACUUAAUACAUCUCAUUUAGCGUUUUAAUAAGAAAGGAACCUAAAAUUAAAUGAAAUGGGUCUCAGACAUGUCUAUAAAUAUGGGUAGUAUUUUUAUGCCCGUGUAUUUUCACAUUUAAUAAAAAUAUUUAUGGUCAUAUCAGUA
Molecule: messenger RNA, 5511 nt
Organism: Choloepus didactylus (southern two-toed sloth)
Lineage: Eukaryota; Metazoa; Chordata; Mammalia; Pilosa; Megalonychidae
Gene: DNAJC3
Product: DnaJ heat shock protein family (Hsp40) member C3
Exons: 12
Coding region: 140-1654 (504 amino acids)
Biological process (GO): protein folding in endoplasmic reticulum
Cellular component (GO): endoplasmic reticulum
Molecular function (GO): protein-folding chaperone binding; misfolded protein binding
Source: RefSeq, a predicted model, not a curated record